AUGCAAAUAGCGGAGCCCGUGACCUCGUUCCGGACCUCUGCAGGACUCGAGAAGGUCGUGGUCGCCGUGCGCGUGCGCCCCCUCACCGAGCGCGAGCGCGCGUGCCAAAGCCGCCAGGCCGUCGUCAUCCAGGGCCCCAAAAUCACGCUCUACGAGGAGCCCCCGCGCGCGCACCGCGCCACCGACCAGUCGGGCGCGAGCGCGCGCGCGCGCCGGCCGACGGAGUCGAUUCCUCCCCUCGGGGCCCAGGAGUUUACAUUCGACCUAGUGCAGAACGACAGCGAGCUAGGGGACGGGGGGAUCCCCCGGGCGAAGGCCGAGCUGCAGGAGGCCCUGUUUCAGGCGCUCGGGCACCAGUCGCUGAACAGUGCGCUAGAGGGAUACAACGUUACGAUGUUCGCAUACGGCCAGACCGGCGCGGGCAAGAGUUUCUCCAUGAUGGGCGAUUCAACGGAGGAGGGGGCCGGUAUCACCCCCCGGCUGGCGGCCGCGCUUCUGCAGCGGCUAAAGGAGAAGCGGGACGCGGGCACAGACGUCUCGGUAGAGGUCACGUACCUCGAGAUCUACCGCGAGCAAGUGCGCGAUCUGCUCGCGCGCACCAAGGCCCCCGCGUCCUACUUCCAAGACGGCGACUCAGAGCGCGACGACUCCGACACCGACCGUGACGCCAGCGAACCGACCAGCGAUUCCGAGCAGAGCGGGGCCCCCGGUUCCCGGCCCCGGGCACCCUCUCUCCGCGUCAUGGUCCAGGCGAAACUCGCGGCGCAGAGGUUCGUAAAACGCGCGCGCAAAGCGGGCGCGGCCAAACCCCCCGCGACGCGGUUCGGGAAGAGCCAGGGGGAGGACGGCGACGCGGAGGAUGACGUGGGCAGUGACGUGGCGUCCGUGGCGGAGUCCGAGGGGUCGGUGGAGGCCCCCGAGCGGGCGGUCCGGGGCGGGGUUAGUCAAACCAAGGCGGUUAACCAGGGGGCGCGGGCCACGCUCAAGAUCCGGGAGCACCCGGACAAGGGGCCGUACGUGGAGGGGCUGACGGAGCGCCACGUGUCGAGCUGGGCGGAAAUGGCGGCGCUGCUGGAGGAGGGGUCCCGAAAUCGGACGAUUGCUGCGACGGACAUGAAUAAGCUGUCCAGCCGGAGUCAUACGGUGUUCACAUUGACCGUUACGCAGACCAAGGCGUCCCCCGAGACCGGGGUACCCUUCCGCCGGGUUAGCAGGAUCAACCUGGUGGAUCUCGCAGGGAGCGAGCGGCAGAACCGGACGAAUGCAACCGGGGCGCGGCUCAAGGAGUCGGGAUUCAUCAACAAGUCGCUGUCGCUCUUGAAUGACGUCAUCACGGAGCUGGCACGUGGCAGCGACUUCGUGCCGUACCGCAACUCGUCCCUCACGUGGCUUCUCAAGGAGAGCCUGGGCGGUAACAGCAAGACGGUGAUGGUCGCAAGCAUCAGCCCCGCGGAAAAGGACGUGAAAGAGACGCUCUCGACGCUUCGGUACGCAAACCGGGCCAAGCGCAUCAAAAACAAACCGGUCCUCAACGAAGACCCCCGCGAAAAGCUGAUCCAGUCCCUGCGAACGGAGAUUGAGUCACUUCGGGCGGUUGUUCAGAGCAUGGCAAGCGUUCCGGCUGCACUCGUUGUGCCCGGGCCGCAAUCCCCGGUCGCGCAACUAGAGAGCGCGACAGAAAUACUGGGCGGCGAAGCGCCGAUCGGGAAAGAAACGCUGGCAACGGCUCGCUUGGACCCGCUAACAGAGAAUUCGUUCUUCAAGGCGCACUCCGUCGCGUCGCGGCUCCUCGGCAGCGGACUCGGUGACCGGAACGGGAACCCCGACUCCCACCCCGACUCCCCGACCUCGAGCAUGUUGACUCCGGUGGAAGGCUUCUCGUCCCGAGUCCUCGAUGACACGUGGGACACCAUCUCUGCCAAUCACAGCCGUCCGAUCGAACGCGCGCGCUCGCACACUUGGGCGGACGCGGCGCGCAUUCUCGUUGGGGGGGUGGUUGGGUCGUUGGCGGGACGAAUCAGCCCUAGGGGGAGCCCCCGUGCCUCUCCGAAGGGGCUCAAGGACCUGCUGGAGCAGCGGAACGGGAACGGAAAGCGGCCGGAACUGCGGAUCAGGACGCGGCGCUCGUCCGAAGCGAGCGAGGAGAGUUUCAGUGUCACCAGUGCCACGGAGACGGACCCCGUACCGACGAUGGCAACGGAAGGGACGGAAACGGAACCCGUUCCGGCGACCGCAACGGAAAGUACCGAGACAGAGCCUGUUGCUUGGCCGGAAACGGCAACAGAAGGGACUGCAACGGACGGGCUCAUUAUGGCAACGGCGGAAACGGAAACGGAUCCGGAAGUCAGGGCAGUCACAGUCACAGAGGGAACGGAAACGGAGGCUCCGACGCCAACGGUGUCCAGCGGAACCGACGCCUUCUUACCGGAAUCAAGGUCGGCAGGAACGGAAACGGAGCCCGGGGUGGAAACCGCUGCGUCCUCCACGGAAACGAGUCCGGCCGACGUUGUAACGGAAGGAACGGAAACGGAGGCCCCAAAGUUGAAGAGCGCCGCGACGGAGACGGAGACGCCGCCAAAGGUGGUGGACGACGGAACGGAUUCCGGUGUCUCGUGUACAGAUGCUCGAAGCGGAACGGAGGAGGUCGUUUUUCGCGACAGCAUGACGGAUCCGGUUCCGCUUGAGUUGGCGUCUAGCUCUACUGAGACGGAAUCAAACGGUGUAGAUACGGUCACCGAUACGGAAGGGCUUGUAGCGUAUGCUUCAGCAGCGUCCGGAACGGAGAUAUUGAACACCGCGAACGCCGGAACGGCGACUGACGUCAUCAGUUUAUUGGACAACGGAACGGAUUGCGAACGCGCGCAGACUUCAGAUAGAGCUACCGAAACGGAGGCGGCAGUGAGUAUGUCCAUUGACUCAGCGACGGGACCGGAACCGGAACCGGAGCCGGAAGUGGAGAAGCGGAUUGUCCACGUGGCAGAACCGCAAUGGCGGAGGUUUGAGGGCUUUUCGUCGGCGAUCGGCGCCGCGUCGCCUUUCCUCGUGCAGCUGCUAGUGGGCAGCGACCACAAGGGGUCUCCUAGACCGGAACCGGAAACGGAAGCGGACAAGGAAGCCGGAACGCCGAAAGACGAGACGCGGCUCCUGGAGAAUUCCGCGUCGAACCGGAAGCUGGUUGCCGGGUUGAGAGUUUUGAGGCGGCUCGGAAUUGCAGUAGACGAGUCGGUUUUGUUCAGGGAAGCCUCGGGAGAGGGACUACUGGCGCAUGCUUUGGAACGGGAGGAAACGUCUGGAGACGCAUUGAAGGCCAGCUGGGCGGUGCACGUCCUGGCGCCAGGUGUCAACAGCAUCGGGAGUGAUCCAGCGGUCGGCUUCAAGCUUCCAGGGGGGCUGGCGAAGGAGCACAUUGAGAUGGUGGUCGCCCCCCCCGCCGCGGGAAAAGCGAGCUGCGCUACCGUGAUUGCCAGGUCGCUCAACGACGCGCCGGCGCUGCUGAACGGGAUGCCGCUGCCGCGCUUCGCCGAGCUUCGCAACGGCGACUGCCUCCUUCUCGGCGACCCUUCAGCCCUGGGCGACGGCUCGAGGGCGGCCGCCCUCUUCUACUUCUUUAACCCGCUCUGCAACCUGCCCACUUUAUUCCAGUCCAUUUUGGCGCCCAAAACUUUCUCCCCUCCUGGGUCACCCGUUCCUUUGAGCGCGCGCGCUGUGGGGACUUCCGGCGACCAGGAGAGUGGGCGGGCCGGGUUCAAGUCGCCGCUCUCGUUGCUGCUUCGGCCGUUGGAUGUCCGGCCCCCGGGGCAGGAGGCUGCCACGUGGAGCCUAGAGGAUGGUCCGGUGCUGGAUGUGGAGACGUGGGCGUUUAUCAUGGCUGACGAGUUGCAGAGAAGCGGCUCCGUGAGCAACCAGACCGUCGGCGCCUUUCUCGAAGACGUCCGUACGGGCGAGUCCAGCUUCAGCCGCAAGCUCGCGCGCCAAGAGCCUCCCGCCAUCACCCCCGCGAAGCUGCCACGCUCGCCACGUGGCCUCAGCUUCUCGCACAAGGGCCCCGAGAGCCCGCCACGUGGCCUCAGCUUUUCGCAUAGGGGUCCGGAGAGCCCGACACGUGGCCUCAGCUUCUCGCACAAGAUCCCGGAGAGCCCGCAUCACCGCCCGCGCGAGAGCCCGUCUCACCUUCAAGGGCACCUUUCGAGAUCGAUGUUCCUUUAGGAGCGCGCGCACGUUUUAGACAAUGGAUAGCAGAAUAAUUCGCUGGGGCGACUGCUCGAUAGUCUAGGGGCCACCCCUCCGUACGAGAGCACUCGAAGGGAAGGGAAUGAGCGAAGUAGAAUAGCUGACUGAUCGAAUAGACAUACCGUAUAGACAAUUUUUGCACUUUGAUGUCCAAUGAUUACAGAACACGUUGCAUCUCCGGCUCAAUUUUCUAGCUGGUAUACCAGCCCCCCGGAACACGCAAAACUUGCACCAACAUGUAUUUUCUGUUUGAAACCUGUGAUUGAAGAGGAGUAUCCCGUAUUCCAAGGUACU
This is a messenger RNA of Klebsormidium nitens, 4524 nucleotides long. NCBI's taxonomy places the organism in Eukaryota, Viridiplantae, Streptophyta, Klebsormidiophyceae, Klebsormidiales, Klebsormidiaceae. The record is from the annotation of a GenBank genome assembly.